CUUCUGUGAAAGAGGUGAAAACAAUAGAGACUUACUUUCAUUUUCAAAGGGAACGUGGAAAAUCAGAGAUGAGCAAACGUAAACAUCUUCUUUCUUUGGCGUUAGCCUUGCCCAAGGAGGCUGAUAUGACAGCUAAAUAUUUAAGAUUCAAAGCCAUAGAACUAACAAAGAAUGACAACAAAGAGCCAGACAUUUUUUCUACCCACUGCAUUUGUUGUGGCAGUGUGUUCACUCCCGACAGCUGUAGAACAAGACUCAGACCUAAGCUUACAUUGAAUAAAAACUUGAAGAGGCUAUUGGAGAGGAAUAAAACAAAUCCAGAGUCCUUAGGCAAAUAUCAGCAGAAUUUGAUUAAAAGAUAUCUCAAUGGUAAAAAUGUGGUGAUUAAAACAUGUUUGCAAUGCAGCAAAACAAGCAAAUUUCCUGCCCAGACUAGAGCAUGGCAGAUGAAACGAACCAGAUCAUUAAAACCAGCACCUGCAGUCAGAGAGACUGAACCAACAGAAAUUGAAGAUAAAAUGUUAACAAGGAAACAGAGGAAAAGGUUAAAAAAGAAACAGCUGAAAACUUUGAUUGCAGGAGACAAAGACAAUGUUGAAUUAAGUCAAACUCAAGCAAAGGAGGCUGACUCUGGGGUCAAAAAUAAACCUGAGACUGCAGUUCAUAAAAUACAAAAUAAAAACUCUUUUGUUACAAAAGCCAAGGUGAAAUCACAAUAUUCUGGAAAACUAGGUCAGAGACUUAAGGGUAAAAAUCGCCACCAACAGUUGAGCAAGAUGCUUGCCAAGGAGAAAACAAACAAUAAACCAGAGUCUUUGUCCAUGUUCUUAUCAAGUUUAUGAAAAAUGUUAUUUAUUAUCUCCACCAACAGUUGAGCAAGAUGCUUGCCAAGGAGAAAACAAACAAUAAACCAGAGUCUUUGUCCAUGUUCUUAUCAAGUUUAUGAAAAAUGUUAUUUAUUGUCUUCUUUGUUUAUUAAACAUUUAAGGGAA
Saccostrea echinata is the source of this 992-nucleotide messenger RNA. RefSeq lists its product as uncharacterized. Lineage: Eukaryota; Metazoa; Mollusca; Bivalvia; Ostreida; Ostreidae. The record is from RefSeq and is a predicted model, not a curated record. The coding region runs from base 69 to 842 and encodes 257 amino acids. The transcript is spliced from 6 exons.